AUGCAAGUCCUGCGAGGGUCGUCAGGUGUCAUCACAAGUCCUUAUUACCCCGGCAAUUAUGGCAAUAACCAUAGAUGCAGAUGGAAAAUCACAGGAAAUUCAGGAGAUCGAGUAAAGUUGGUCAUUCAUGGUGCGUCAAUAGAAGCUGGCUGGGACUAUAUAGAAAUUCAAAAUGGUUACUUACAGAGCAGCAGUUCAAAUCCUGGGCCAAUUAGUUCAUUCAGCGGAACAAUGACCUUUAUUUCAUCCCGUGAGAACCUGAUAGUGUAUUUCCACACAGAUGGCAGUGUAACAUACCGUGGAUUUAGGGCAACCUACACAAUCCUACGUAACGGUAAGUAAUAACAGCCUUACCUGAUCUGCUCUAAACACUUGUUGGUCCAAUGCUUUCCCAUUUUUGCGAACACAAUGUUUUGAAAGAAGAAACCACAUCUGCAACAGCGUAUUUUGGUUUCUUUUGUUUUUCAUAGGCUUUAUAAUAAAGGUAUGUUUUUCGCUUAUUUUAUCAUCUUUCAUAACAGCUAGUUAUUUGAUAUGGUGCUUUCAUUGUUUGGCAAGAUGCAUGUCGUUUAAUGGUGUGUUUAAUUUGGGGUGGUGGGCGUCCAAAUUAAGAGCGAAUGCCCAGAAACAUAAGCCCCCCAAACGGUUAACGCAAAAACCCUCCGUUAAAUCAUCCCUCCAAAAAUAAGCCCCGGGGCUUGUAUUUUUGAAAAGCCCUUUUUUGAGGGGUUAUUUUUGGAGGGGCUUUUAUUCGGAGGGGCUUAUCUACGGAGGGAAAUUUGUGUGUCAAAAUCGAUUGGGCUAGCCAUAUAGUUGGAAGUAAAUUUACCGUUUUUGCUUUGUUUUACUCUGUUUCUGAGGGCAAUUUUCCAAGUACAAACCCCGCGGGGCUUAUACUUAGAGGGGUGAUUUAACGGAGAGUUUUUUUGCGUUAGGAGUUUAGGGGGCUUAUAUUUGGAGGGGCUUACACAUGGAAGGGCUUUUUUUCGGAAUUUUACGGUAUUUUUCCGUGCCAGGCGGCUAAUUUUAGGCCCGCGGACCGUUGAAAUCGAAAAUCUCAAAUAAUUCCCAACUCGGUCGCAUUUUGAAAAUAGCUAUUAAGCUAAUCUACGUGGGACAAGAUAAGACGAACGCAAUGUCAAACACUCGGAUUACAAAAGUAAAAGAAAUACAAAGAAGGAAACACGUUUUCGCCACAGUAACAUGUAAAAGUCAAGUAUGGUGAUUUAUUAUUUCAACUACAGUUGUGUAGACUAAAAUUACCUCACCAUGGGUAGCGCUCAACUUCAAUGACCAGUACGAGGGUGGGCCAGUUUUAUGGGUGUCAUGAGUUCGAGUCUCGUGAGGUUGUUAGCUUUUUACGUUGUUUCACACCCAUACAGCCUCCCAUGGAGCCUCCUCCUAAGGGCCUCAUCACGCGUUUUCUCGCCACGAAAGUUCGUGGGGAACGAACGCGUUGCGGAGCCCUAAGAAUAUCUGUGUAGUAAGAAAUAAGAGGCUAACGCACAUGAUAAGGAGAGCGUUUUCUUCUAUUUCAAGAAAAAGUGUGUCAUCUUUCCUUUGAUUUUUGAUUCAAUGAUUUGUUUUGUCAUACAGCGUGCCCAAAUAUGGCGACCCUGACAGGGACGUCAGGCGUCAUCACAAGUCCUUUUUAUCCAGGAAAUUAUGGUAAAGACCAGGCGUGCAGCUGGAAAAUCACAGCAAGUAGCGGAAAACGCGUCAAGUUGGUCAUUAACGACAUGGACAUAGAACAGGGUGGAAGUAAUUGUGGCAAAGAUUAUUUACAAAUCCAAAAUGGUUUCUUAUAUGGUAGUGGUUUGUCUCAAGGACGAUUAUGUGGGACACACCAUAGAAACUCGAUUUUUGCUUCUUACCGUGAAACUUUGAUUGUACGUUUUGUCACUGAUAGUUCCGGUCCGCGCCCCGGAUUUAAAGCAACAUACACACAGGUCGUCCCUGGCCGUAAGUAGCAAAAUCCUUGUUUUGAGAUUUGCCCAUGACUGUCCAUUUAUAAAAGGAAAAGACCAGUUCUUUAAUAGCUUGUUGAGGCUGGUCUGGAUAUUUUAUUGAACUUAACCAUAAAUUGUAGAUCAAACUCUUUUGAGACUACAGUUUUUAGGCAAUACUGCUUUCAGGGAGAUAUGCGCCAAUCCGUUCAAGGCAGAGCGCGAGCGCAUGUCACAUAUAUAAAAGCGAACACAUCAUUGAGGCCAGCUGGCGAUAAAGUGCCUAAGUUGAGGAUGAAGCGCAACUCCUCGCGUCGUCUUGUUCUGGAAACAGCCUAUGGCCGAGCCAAUUUUCUUCUUACAGCGAAAUUCGUUGUAUCGCGUAACGUGCUCGCCCAGCUUGGCUGGGAAUGACUCUAGACUGCUCAAGAAUAGCGAAGGGAAUCACAAUCGUAAGUGGAUUUUUUGUCGAAAAAAGGAAGCCGACGUUGCUUUAUUCUGGCAAGUGACAAGAAUGAGAAAGAUCAUAAAAAUCUGCGAAGCAAACUUAACUUGUCGAUUAUUGCCCGAAACAGGACGUUCACAAAGCAACGAACCUUGAAACACGUGACAAACAAAACGGAUCGAGAUACACCAAUAAAAAUCAAGAAUCACAAACCAUGACCUAGUGAACUUGUGCAAGUGAACAUGAAUUUCCUAAGAGGUCCGCUAAGAUGAUAACAGAAAAAACCCAAAACAUGCAAAACGCACAGCGCGAUACAACGAAUUUCACUAUAAUAACGUUCAGCGAGUCUUCCCGAAAACGGUCGCCAAUUUUCUUACCUUCACGUACAAUAAGAGGCUGCACAGGACAUAUUUUCUCUGCCAAUUUCAAAACUCGAUUGAAACUAGUAUAGUGCGCGUGGUUUAACAUCUUUUGGGAAGAGGAGUCUCAUAAGUAGGAAGUCGGGAAUACACUAACACCGGUACCGUUGAUGUCAUGCGCAGAAAUCUCGUUACCUUCUAGCUAAAAUUGAAGUUGAAGUCAAACGCGGAUCACUCGUGUGGGUGUCAUGAGUUAGAGUCCCCUCAGACGUUAGCUUUUUCCUGUCUCACGUGCGUGCUGCCUUCUACGCAGGCGUUAUCAGGGCUUCCUCACCGUGCGCGUGUGUGACGAGUGUUUCUAUCUUUAUAUCAAGAUGAAAUGUAUCAGUCAUUCUUUGAUUUUUCAUGCAUUGAAGCAAUGAGCUGUUUUAUCUUACAGCAUGUCCAAAUAUGGCAAUCCUGACAGGGACUUCAGGAAUCAUCAAAAGUCCAUUUUACCCAGGAUAUUAUGGUAAUGGCCAGACAUGCAGCUGGAAAAUCACAGCAAGUAGCGGAAAACGCGUGAAGUUGGUCAUUACAGACAUGGACAUAGAACUCGGUGGAAGUAAUUGUGGCAAAGACUAUAUACAAAUUCAAAAUGGUUUCUUACAUGGUAUUGGUGUGCCUCCUGGGCGAUUAUGUGGGACGCUAACUAGCAACUCGACUUUCGCUUCUUACCGGGAAACGUUGAUAGUACGUCUUGUCACUGAUGGUUCUAUAACGCGCCGCGGAUUUAAAGCAACAUACACACAGGUUGCACUUGGCCGUAAGUAGUAAAAACCAUUUUGGUGAGGUUUUUGCACUGGUGUUCAACACUAUUCCUUACUAAAUUUAUGUAGUUAAUACAGUUGCUGUGCACUACGUGCGUAUUGCUAUUAAGAAUAAAUUCACUCUAACAGUAAUUAUUCUGGGCAGAAUAAAUGUGAUUGGAGAAUUCUGUGUGUAAAAAUAUCGAUUUAUCAAUGUGGGAUUUUUCCUUACAGCACCAAGCGCACCACCAGCUAAUGUCCGAGGACACAACACAAGCUCUACCAGUGUUUGGAUAGAUUGGGAAAAUGUUCCUCUCGCUGAUCAGAAUGGAAUUAUACUGAGUUACACGGUGACAUACACGGCAUUACCUAACGGCAGUCCAAAGACGGCCGUAGUGAGUGCUCCAACCACUCAAACCAGCCUGACCGGUCUGACAAAAUACAGAAACUAUAGCAUUACGGUCUUUGCCUCUAAUGCACAGGGAGAUGGAAAUAUCAGCCUACCUAUCAUAGUCCUCACAGACGAAGAUGGUGAGUAGUUAAUAGUGUCCUCGUACAUGGUCGGAAGCUAAUUUCAGCUAGUAAAAAAACAUGUUUAUAAGUUUCGCAACUAACGUUAUUGAAAAAAAAAAAGGUCUGCAGAGGUCUAUAGGGUAAAGAUUUUACAAGUCUAAUUCGGUAAAAGUUUUACAGGCGUAAUUUACAAGUCGGACCGUUGUUCGUACAAACCUAGGGGAAACAAUUUUAGUAAAGGAAGUUACCAGUACAAAUAACAAGAGCCCAUCUUCGCUUGUAGUUACAAGUGUAGCUCCACACUUGUAUACGAUACCGUAAGUAUUUGAUUUAACAAAGCUUCUGCGGAAGUAUGACUAGCUUAUAGUAUACAAGAGCUCAACUUGUAAAUCACAAGUGUAAGUUACAAGUCGCAAGUCACCUGAAAACAUCGAGGAAGCUCAUUGAAAAAAUGGCACAAAAGUUAGUCUAUGUAUUUCUGCAGUGAAGAAGAACUUGAUGAACUUUUAAUAUGUCGAAUAGUUCGCCAACCACAAACUUUUGCAAAAAUACGACUACUAGAAAUCGAAAAUCUAACGGAAUUCCGACAGAAGUUUCUUUUCCUGGUACAUACCUUUAUUAACAGGGCCGCAUGUUGAUCAAGAAACGAGGCGCAACAGAGCUUUAACUGCAAGAUAAAAAAUAAAUUCUGAUAUUUUUUCUUUUCCUUGGAGCAAAUUCAAUCUAUCAGGUUAUGCACUCAUGUUGUGAUGUCUCAUUCUGCGUUGUUUCGGCAAUGUUCAGACCUUUAAGCGAGGAGAGUUAAUUUGAUGGACUGAUAACCCAUUCAAUGUUGCAGCUAGAUUCAGAGACAUAGCGGGCUUUCCCAAUGUAAAAGGAUGGGUUAACAGAACUCACAUUCCUGUUAACCCACCAAAUUACACGAAGACGCCUUCGUUAACCACCAUCCCACCAAAUUUAUGCCAAUGAAGCUAUGGUCGCAUGACCAGAUUACACGAUCUAUUUCCGAUCAUAGUGUUAUUCACAGUAUAAAUCACGCGACAAAACGCCCAAAUCCAUCAAUUAGAAAAGAUUCCGCGAUAAAAUAGAAAGCUUGUGUGUAAAAAAAAUUUCUUCUAUCCUAUAAAUUGAAUCAUCGUUUAUUAUGUCCUCUUAUUAGUAAUAAAAAAGACAUAAGUAAGCUACACAUUCAAAAAAAAGUAUACAAUAAUUUCGUACAUUUAUAAAUUGAUUUUUCGAUUUAUUCGUUCUUUUAAGACAGUGGGGUGUAUCGCUCUUAAGGAAGAAUAUCACUCUAACACUGACCAUUCCACGCAAAACAAACUUAACUGGAGAGUUGGAUGUGCGAAUCUUUUGACUUAUAAAAAUUCAUUUUGUUCUUUUAGAACCAAACGCACCACCAGUUAAUGUCCAAGGACACAACACAAGCUCGAACAGUAUUUGGGUAAACUGGGACACUGUUCCUGUGGCUGAUCAAAAUGGAAUUGUUUUGACUUACACGGUGAUGUACACGGCGUUCCCUGGUGGUAUUCUACGGACGGCCAUAGUGAAAGCUCCAACCACCCACGUUACACUUAAAAGUUUGGAGGAAUACACAAACUAUAGCAUCUUGGUGUUUGCAUCUACUGUGAAGGGAGACGGAAAUGCCAGCGAUCCAAUCAUUGUUACCACAGACGAGGACAGUAAGUUGCCAAAGUCCUUACGAUACUUAAUACUAAAAAGAGGAGUAGGUAAACGUUGAAACGUUGAAGUUUGGAGGAAUACGCAAACUAUAGCAUCCUCGUGUUUGCAUCUACUGUAAAAGGAGACGGAAAUACGAGCGAUCCAAUCAUUGUUACUAAAGACGAGGACAGUAAGUUGCCAAAGGCCUUACGAUACUUAACAAUAAAUAAAGGAAUGCGUGCUCUUGGUAGUUAUAAUAUAUAGAUUUGGCCAGGGCUAAACGCGUAGCUCCAAUUAAUAAAUUUAUAAUUUAAAUCAAACAAUUGUAAUUAUCCACAAAUCAGUCAACUGGAGAGAUCCAUAUGACUUUAAAGGGUGGGGCUGGAUGAUUUUAGAGAAGAAAUAAUUUGUAAACAGCACAAACGUGAAACAACGUCUAAAAUCUUACAUCGAUGCGAGUUAAUAGUCUUAAAUGUACACCUAAAAAAUAGCAAAAAGCUUUGAUCACAGUAGAUUAGGCGAGAAAAACAAAUUACUCCCAAGCAAAAUAACCUAUUUGCCCACCUACACCACCUUUAUUUUAUAAGGGUAAUUGGACAGUCCCGAAAUAUAAUUUUAUGCUAUAAAGGCCGUUAAGAAACGAUACUCCUCGAUGGCAGACAAUUUACACGUUCUGCCUUUUCGGUUUUAUCUCUCUGUCUAAGAGAAAGGCCAAAAUGAAUUUUUUGUGUGUGACUCGCUACGAAUUUACAUUACAAAUCUGGUAGCGCGUAUUAACUAGCCUUCAUCACCUCUGCGAGGUAUACAGAACUAUCAGUCGUGAUCUUUGUUUAUCGUUCAGACCUCGGACAGAGAUUCAUUCAAUAUUCAGAACGAUCAAAGAACGUGCUUCCCUUGCACAACAAGCUAUAAAACGCUUUUAUAUAGAGACUUCACUUUUACAAGGAACUGUUCAGUCAGGUCAAUCUGCCUUUGUGUAGAAAUAAGGGUAAUCAUGGGCUUUGAGCAAAAACUUUCGAAAACUCUUAUUUUAAUUCAAUUUCCAAAAUCACCCGUUUGGUCAGUCACUCCUGAAUUUUCACAAUUUUGCCAAGCGACAAACUUCCAAUGCGGGCUGGCUGAUGUUUGAAUAAACAGUACCCGGAGAAUUACACUUCGACAUAAAAGAAUUAUUUAUUUAAAAAAUCAAGCACACCUGGUAGGAAGAGGUCUCGGAAUAAUUUUAGUUCCGCAUUUUGCUUCUAAAACACAAGAAUCUUUUACACUAUUCAUACACGCAGCAUUUUGAGUACUCCUGCAUGCGAUUCUUGUACGGCUAAAAACAACCCGGCAAAGCGAUAAGAAAGAGAUUUAAAAAAAAAUCAAGACAGGAUAUAUAAGUCAAUGAAACAUUUAAAGGACAACAAUUAUUAUUCACGAAGACAUGAUUUCAGAGUGACGUGUACCUGAAAAUCUUGAGUCAUGAAUAAAACCUUGCAGAUUUAAGUUAAUAUGAACUUGAGGCAAAAAAUAUCUUCAAAGCAUUCUUUUUACAACCAAUAUGAUAACUAAAUAUUCUUCAGAACGUUUUCUUUCUAGUNGUGUACCUGAAAAUCUUGAGUCAUGAAUAAAACCUUGCAGAUUUAAGUUAAUAUGAACUUGAGGCAAAAAAUAUCUUCAAAGCAUUCUUUUUACAACCAAUAUGAUAACUAAAUAUUCUUCAGAACGUUUUCUUUCUAGUCGCGGUCAGAAAAUGUCUAAAGACGUUUGAGGUUCUGUACUAGGUUAGAUCAUUGUCUGAAAUCUUACAAACGUGCGCAAAGUGACGGCAUAAAAAACGCUCGGCUUAAUGAAACCUAAAAAAAAAACAUCAGAUGCAAUAUAAUUACUCAAGCUUAAGCUAAGUCGAGGUGCAGCUCCUGAAAGCCAUCAAGUAAGAUCAGAAUCGCAAAAGACUUUUGAACCCUUUUACGCAUCAAGGUGAAGUACAGAGAGAACCUUAUUUUUGAAAUGGGGGAUUUCCGAAUACUUUUUUGUCAAGCGGCGCAUUUCUCGACCAAAACCCCCCCAAAACACGCCAGCCAUAAAUUACAAAAGAUUUUUGAUAGCACAUGUAUUUUAUUACGUAGAUCCAGUUUAAAAAGGCGGUUAAAGCACAAUAAGAUCAGACGACACUCAACUCUGUUAGCUCCAGCUAGAGUCUAUCAGUAAAAAAGUUUCCAGAUGGUGCAUACAUUGUCCACAUGAACUCACCUGUCAAAUUUUGACCAAUCUGAGAUAGGAAUGGGACGUACAGCGUGACCAACGCGUGGCGUUGCCUAAUAAAAUACUUUUAAGGUGUAAUAUAGCAACAACAACAACAACAACAAAAACAACUGACACCAAUUUCGCUGGAAGAAAAACACGAAAAUCUUAUAGCGGCGGUGCGAAAAUGAGAAAUGCUAGCGGCCACUAAGGUGAAAAUGAGCGGCAGUGAAAAGCCAAUGUGAACAGGAACACAAACUGGAAAUUUAUGUUUUACUCGUGCAAAACAACGGCAAGGAAAAGUACAAAAAAAGUGUGCUGUACGUGCAAAGCUGUUUUUUUCAAAUUAGUUCUAUUACUGUUGUUUUUUACCUCACUCGUUGUCUUCACCAUAUGGGGCUCUGAUCUCGAAGCCCGCAGAGCUUCGCUAAAAAGGUCAAAGUACUAGCUUAACGUUAAAACAAAAAAAUAACAAGAUAGGAUUUUGGACAUUUUUUUAGACAGAAGGGUCUAUCGCUCUUUAGGAAAAAUAUCACUCUACCAAACAAACAAACUUGACUGAGAGUCGGGUGUGCGAACCUUUUAAAUUACAAAAAUGCAUUUCAUUGUUAUAGAACCAAGCGCACCACCAGUUAACGUCCAAGGACACAACACAAGUUCAACCAGUAUUUGGGUAGACUGGGACACUGUUCCUGUGGCUGAUCAAAAUGGAAUUAUACUGACUUACACGGUGACGUACAUGGCGUUCCCUGGCGGCAUUCCAAUGACCGCCGUAGUGAGUGCUCCAACCACUCACGUCACACUUAGCAGUUUGGAGGAAUACACAAACUAUAGCAUCUUGGUGUUUGCAUCUACUGCAAAGGGAGAUGGAAAUGCCAGCGAUGCAAUCAUUGUCCCCACAGACGAGGACAGUAAGUUGUCAAAGGCCUUACAAUUCGUAACAAUAAAAAAGAGGAGGAUGUCCUCUAAUUAAUUACAAAAAGGUGCUUAAGUGGCUAAAAGUUAAAACAAAAAGUGUAAAAGUUAAAUUUUGUACAUUUCUUAUUCUUUCUUCAUUUUUUGAGGACUGUGGGGGUGUAUCGUUCCUUAAGAACGAUAUCACAAUAACAAUUCCGCGCCAAACGAACUUGACUGGUGAUUCGGGUGCGCGAAUCUUUUAAAUUAUAAAAAUGCAUUUUGUUGUUGUAGAACCAAGGGCACCACCAGUUAAUGUCCAAUUACACGUCAUAAGCUCCACCAGUAUUUGGGUAAACUGGGACACUGUCCCUGUGGCUGAUCAAAAUGGAAUUAUACUUAGUUACACGGUGACGUACACGGCGUUCGCUGGCGGUAUUCCACGGACGGCCGUAGUGAGUGCUCCAACCACCCACGUCACACUCAGGAGUUUGGAGGAAUACACUACCUAUAGCAUCUUGGUGUUUGCAUCUACUGUGAGAGGAGACGGAAAUGCCAGCGAUCCAAUCAUUGUUACCACAGACGAGGACAGUAAGUUGUCAAACGCCUUACGAUACGUAACAAUGAAAAAGAGAAAGGUUUCCUUUAACUAG
Porites evermanni is the source of this 9483-nucleotide messenger RNA. Lineage: Eukaryota; Metazoa; Cnidaria; Anthozoa; Scleractinia; Poritidae. The record is from the annotation of a GenBank genome assembly.